UUUAAAAAUCCAAAAGUGCUAUAAAAGUGUAUAAAUAGUCAUGAGGAGAAUUGGAAAAGAGCAGGUAUCAGAUCUGUGUAGGAUAGCUGUUUGGCUUUUCUAAUCCUGUGGUACACCUCUAGGUGGUGCAGGUGAGUUUCCACAGAAAGAAAGCACCUUUUUCGUUCACUGUAGUUUUCAAAAUUUUAAAGCCAGAGAGAAAGCAGCAAAAGAAAAGUUAUUGGGAAGUCCUCUGAGAUAGCAAGUAUGUAGAGAGCUGACAGCAGACCAUUAGUACUGCACCUCGGCACACUGGAAUAAAUCAGUGGACUCUGUGAAGGAUGCAACAUCUGUCCGAGAGCGACUCUUGCCACCUGUGAAAAUCUUUUGCCUUAUUUGGAUUUCUAGAGCUUUAUUCCCAGACUGAUCUUGUGCGGAUUUUUGUUUUGUUAUUUAUAUCUGCAUCAGUAUGAAUGUUGGGUGGCUCCUACCUCCCACACUGCCCAAUCUGGUCUGCCUCCCCACCAUCAACCACUGAAUUUACAUAUCUCCAUUAUUUCUUUGCAUCUAUCAACUUGUGCGGCCAUUAAGAUGGGAAUGAAAGAAGAACAAAAGCAGCACAAUGGUAGAGUAUCAAGAAAAUAUGGUUCAUUUGGGUGAACGUAAAUGGACACAUGUGUUCCCUUUUCUGGUGGUGUGGCUAGCGCACUCUGCUAAUGCUGAGUAUUCUAACUGCGGUGAAAAUGAAUACUAUAACCAGACCACUGGAAUGUGCCAUGAUUGUCCCCAGUGCAAACCAGGAGAAGAGCCUUAUAUGACUUGUGGCUACGGCACCAAAGAUGAAGAUUACGGCUGCGUUCCUUGCCCGUCUGAAAAGUUUUCCAAAGGAGGUUACCAGAUAUGCAGGCGUCACAAAGAUUGCGAGGGAUUUUUUCGAGCCACUGUCUUGACACCUGGUGAUACAGAGAAUGACGCAGAAUGCGGGCCUUGUCUCCCUGGUUACUACAUGUUGGAAAACCGACCAAGGAACAUCUAUGGCAUGGUUUGCUACUCAUGCUUGUUGGCACCUCCUCACACCAAAGAAUGUGCUGGCACGAGUUCUGGUGUUUCAGCCAUUUUCCCAAGUACCUCUGGCACAAACACGCUCUCACCUUUUCAGCAUGCACACAAAGAUCUUUCAGGACAAGGGCAUCUGGCUACUGCUCUUAUAAUUGCCAUGUCUACUAUAUUCAUAAUGGCUAUUGCCAUUGUCUUGAUCAUCAUGUUUUACAUUGUGAAAACAAAACCUUCUGGUCAAGCAUGUUGCACUGGCCAUUCAGCAAAAACAAUUGAAGCCCAAGCCAAUAUGCAAGAAGAGAAGAAAGAAGUACAAGAAAAUGUUGUGAUCUUCUCAGAGAAAGAAGAGUUUGAAAAACUGACAGCAGCUCCAGCUAAGGCUGUUAAAAGUGAAAACGAUGCAUCCUCUGAGAAUGAACGACUUUUAAGCCGCAGCAUGGACAGUGACGAAGAAGCUGCCGUUGAUAAACAAGGGACCCCAGACCUGUGCUUGUUAUCCUUAGUUCAUCUCACCAGGGACAAAUCUUCUCCAAACAACAAAUCAACUGGGAUUCAAAGUAGAAGGAAAAAGAUACUUGAUGUGUACGCCAGUGUAUGUGGUGUUGCUGAAGGUCUCAGUCCCACAGAGCUACCAUUUGAUUGCCUGGAGAAGACCAGCAGGAUGCUCAGUUCAACGUACAACUCAGAAAAAGCUAUUGUGAAAACAUGGCGCCACCUUGCUGAGAGCUUUGGACUAAAGAGGGAUGAAAUAGGUGGUAUGACAGACGGCAUGCAGCUCUUUGACCGUAUCAGCACAGCCGGCUACAGCAUCCCAGAACUUCUAACCAAACUAGUGCAAAUUGAGCGGUUAGAUGCUGUUGAGUCUCUGUGCGCAGAUAUUUUGGAGUGGGCACAAGUGAUGCCUUCACCUGAACCUGCGGUUACAACCUGAUGUGAGGAUCAUUUCCAAAGAUUGCACAAGAACAUUGAUCCCAAGAGCAAUGGUUCAAAGACAUAGGACAGAGUCUUAAAAAGAACUGGUUUUCUCAUACACUACUUACAUUCCAUGUUGUUCCAAAGAGUAAAGUGAAGCAGGAUUUGCAACUGAAUUUAUCUUGCACAUAAAUAAACAAGGGCAAAGAAUUCUUCGGAGAAGUUCAACAUGAAAUAUUUAGUUAAACAGAAUAACUCUUGUUAAAUAGUAAGUGGAUACUAAUAUCCAUUUGCCACACAGCUUACAAGUAUAAGUACAGGUGAGUGUGUGGAUACCAUUUAAUUAUUGUCUGAGGAUGUCUGAGGAUAUUUAUAUCACCUGGGCUCUGUUCAAUAACUUAAUAGCUCUCUAUAGUUUGUUACAGUACCACAUACAGAUCUAUCAGUUCUCACACAUUUGAUUGACAAAUACAUUCCUUAUACAUACCACAGAUUUAGUGAAUCCAGAAGUGUGUGCAUAAAGUUAUAUAAACAAAGUGCUUAGAUUAACUAAUUAUACUGUAUGAAAAAAGUUACUAGUGGAGUCUAUAUGAUCCAAGUGCUUCAAACUACAAUAUACAAUGUGUUAGAGCAGUCUUGAUUUAUGCGGACAUUUCAGAAAUUGUAAAUGCAAACCACUAACUGACAAGACAUGCUGGUGAGAAAGUUGGCAGUGACUGCCCGUAAGCCAAAAGGACAUCUUUUUCCUCUUUUCUGUAUUUAGAAACAGACAGUUAUCUAUUGCAUUAGAGGACAUUUUGCUUUUUAGGCAUUAAUGAUAUCAGUGCUUCUUAAAUUAUAUUCCAAACAGAAUCAAACAAAAAUUGUGCAUAUUCUAUGACUGCAAUGCAGAAAACAUAGAACAAAAAAUGUGGAUUUAGUUAAACACUUGAAAAAGAAGAAAAUGUAGCAAAUGAAGUGGUAUUUGAAAAGCUGUGUUCUUGUUGUAAAAAUAUAUGAACAUAGAGUUAAACAAACCAUGGAAGCUUUAUUUUGAGAUUGUCCACAGCAGCAAUUUAUCAACUUAUUUGUUUAAAAGUUAACAAAUCUCUAUUUUUCUUGAUAGUGUGGGUUAUAAACCUAUAAUUGCAGGGACUAGAAGCCAGUAUCUGUUAACAAUCCAGUUGGUUAAUCUAUAAUUCAGUUCGUUGUUAGAAUGUGUAGUGACAGAUUUCAGUGGGAAUUAUUACUUAAUUAAAACAAAUUCCAUAACUUUUUAAAUUAGAAAUUGCAUGUCUGAGCUAAUGUGUUAUAAAAAUAUCAGUCAUAUCCUUGACUCUAACAGCCAGUUUUCCACCACUGAGAAUACAGAAUUUAUCUGUGAUAGGACUGUAAUUAUAUGCUGAAUGGCUAAUAUCAUUUAACACCUAAGUUUGCCAGUUUGAUCAUACUUCUCUCCUUGAAGGGACAUUUUCUGCAGAUGAGCUCAAAACUAAAAACCACAAAGUACUGGACAAAGGGAUGUUUAAAAAUCUGUGAGUAAAAUUCUGGCUCCACUGAAGUAAAUAACAAAAUCCCAAUUAACUUCAACGUGGCCAGGAUUUCGGGCCAAAUCUGUAUUUCUGAAGUUUGAGUUCAUCUUUAAUAAAGAGAAAAGUUGCUCUUUUUCUUAUGCCAAUAUAUAAUUACACAGUUGUCCUACAACUAUCAGACUGGUCUGCCAUUUAUUGUUUCAUUUAAUAUUAAUACAUCAUGUACUUAUGUAAAGACACACAGUAAUCAUUUUUUUUAUUGACUUUGAAGAACAUUAGGCCCUUGAAAUGACUGGUGCCAACAUGUACACAGACUAUUUAACAUUAUUUAAUUUAGAAUAUAGAGGGUUUUUUUUUAUUGUAUUACACAAAAGCUGUACAGGAAUAAAAACAAAAUAUUUCUGUAUCUGUCAAAAGGCAUCAUUU
Molecule: messenger RNA, 3884 nt
Organism: Pelodiscus sinensis (Chinese soft-shelled turtle)
Lineage: Eukaryota; Metazoa; Chordata; Testudines; Trionychidae
Source: RefSeq, a predicted model, not a curated record